UACAUUAUUAAGUCAAUGAUGAUAACAGCUGACCGAAUAUAUAAGAGCAUCAGGAAUUUGGAGAUUAACAUUCUAGUCCACCUGUUCGAAAUGAAACUAGUAAUAAUUUUGGUGGUGGCCGCAGUAGCGACCGCAUUGCCUGCGGAUGAGCCUUAUGGAUACCACAGGAAAGUUGGCAUCAAGUUGGCACAAAGUAUAAGACAGGCAGAACUAGCCACGGACUUCGAUAGCGCGAGGAUCACUGGCGGCGCUCCAGCGCCACUGGGUGUUCAUCCUUACAUUGGUGGUCUGUUGAUUGCAUUGCGAUCAGGUUGGACAUCAGUCUGCGGCUCUUCAUUGAUAUCCCAUACGAGAGCAAUAACAGCCGCCCACUGCUGGUUCGACGGCAGGGAAACUGCACUUGGCAUAACCAUAGUGUUGGGCAGCACGCGUCUCUUCACUGGGGGCGUCAGAGUUAACUCAACUAACGUGGAAAUCCAUGAACAAUACAACCACAGAAACGUCAUUAAUGAUAUCGCUAUGAUUUAUCUGAGCUGGAUACCGUUUACACCUGUGAUCCAAGCUAUCGACUUGCCCACUGGCUCCUUGAUGCACGAUAGUUUCGUUGGUCGCGGGGCGUGGGCGUCUGGCUUCGGAAGACUGGGCGAUGCGUCUGGAAUCUACGCCCAUCAGUACCUGAGCCAUGUGUUUCUGAACGUGAUAACCAAUGAUGAGUGCUCCUCACACUACCCCCCUAAUGUCUUCCCCUCUACAAUAUGCACCAGUGGUGUGGGCAAUAUUGGGCCCUGUCAAAGUGAUUCCGGUGGUCCACUGUCCACCUUUGUCAACGGAAAACCUGUGCUGAUUGGAGUUACUUCAUUCGGAUCAGCUAUGGGCUGCCAAGCGGGAAGACCUGCGGCGUACACGCGUGUCACAUCUUACAUACCUUGGAUUCAGCUCCGCAUGUGAUGUUACAGAACAAUAAUUAAAAGUGAAAUAGAGACAAAUAAAACUUUUUAUUUUAAA
Molecule: messenger RNA, 1005 nt
Organism: Manduca sexta (tobacco hornworm)
Lineage: Eukaryota; Metazoa; Arthropoda; Insecta; Lepidoptera; Sphingidae
Product: collagenase-like
Exons: 5
Coding region: 16-948 (310 amino acids)
Biological process (GO): proteolysis
Molecular function (GO): serine-type endopeptidase activity
Source: RefSeq, a predicted model, not a curated record